AACUGCCCGUCCCUUGGUCUUGUGAGCAUGUGAAGAGAGAUGGAGCGAACCCGACAACCUCGUUCAGCUCAUUCGUUUCCCUUUUCAGUUGAGGCUAACUACGUGCCGUCUCUCUCUUUUCUUUUCCUUUUCCUCUCUCUCACUCUCUCACUGCUCUUAUUAUUGCUCUCUUACUCAGGUACUGACUAUACUCUCUCUAUUUUGGGGUCUCAGGGCUGGGUAUUAAACUGUCCUCCUUCUGUUUCCUCUUACCCAUCUCUUCAUUCCUGUCUUACUUACUCUUUGCCACUCGAUCCCCAACCUCGCUGUAACAGCUUCAACAAGUUAUUUGAAGCUCUUCAAUUCCUCUCAGCAUUUGCCGUUCAUCCUCAAUCGCUUGAAUUGCUUCGGAUAUCCCGGUCCAACUAGCUUUAGGCCCUGUGCUCGUUAGCUCGCGCUGUGAAAGUAAGUGGUGGACAGGGUUGCUUUGCAGAGACUGGACCCCAACAGCUUCAAAUUAUUUUAUUUUAUCCGGGACAGACAAUCCCUCCCCUCGGAAGCUACACCAAUAUUUGCUUAGGAUCCAUACUAAGCUGAGACUGGUCGAGACUGUGUGAGUAUAGUUGCACUGCAUUGUCCAAAUAUUGAGACUUGCAGGUUUCAGCUCACUUCAGCUGAACCCAAGCCUCGUUCAUAAACCACUGCUGCCCUUCACCAUCGUCUUCAUGUCUGUUCCUAACAACCAAAACAGUCAGUUAUACAGUCCCUUACCUUUAAAAUGGCCGACGAUGGUCCUCCUCUUAUUCGUCCCGUCCCUCGAAGACCCUUCGAUCUCGGCUUGACGACUCCUACACCACCAAGCGAGAACUCGUCCCCUUCAACUCCAGCGCCUGUUCCAGAUCCCAACAUUGCGCGCUUCCUACAACCAACUCCUGAGCCUGCGAGCGCAGGUCUUAGCAGGCCUCAGUCAUUCAUGAAUUUGACCUCCUCGACGCUCUUCGGAAUCUACUCCCCCACGACGUCCUCUUCUCGCGACCGUGUCUUUGCCGAUCGCGAUGAACUCGAUACACCCUGGGGAACUGGCGCUCAGACACCCAUUCAGAGACCUAGCAUCGACGACGCUACGUUUGAUUUUCUGAAGGAUCGAUCACAUCACAUUCGUCGCCGGUCCUCGAUUCGAGUUCACGAACCCGCUGGACCUCCAAAGCAUUCUCCAUCUGGUGGUGCUCUAGUAUUAAGAGGACUUUUGCUUUUCGUUCUCGGCGUGGGAUAUGGCGUAUUAGUCACAUCGCGCUUCCACGAGUCGGACAGUCUUCCGUCUCGUGCUACGUACAACUGGGGCCAUUUGACGUUUUGGGGUCUGGCUGGUGUUGCACUGGGCGCGCUGUUCCCUUGGUUUGAUCGGGUAUGGGAGAAUUCGUUCAGCGACAAUGGGGAUGAAGCUGUGUUAGAAAACAGUGCUUCAGCGAAAGAUGAUGACCCAAGCACUGACUGGGCGCUUGCUGUCCGGGCUAUCGGCGCCUUUGUUGGAAUUGUCUUCGCGAUUCGCAAAGUGGCCUGGGCGUCCACCCUUCAGGUGUCACUGACCUUGGCACUUGUCAAUCCCCUCCUGUGGUGGCUUAUCGACCGCUCUAAGCCUGGUUUUCUGCUUUCAGCUGCUGUUGGACUCGCAGGGUCGGUUGUGCUCCUCGGCGUGAACCCAGAUAUGAUGCCGGCGCCUACUCAGGUUCCUUUCAGGCAUUUGGUUAAUGCCACAAUGGCAGGCGAUGGAGAUAUGCCCAUUCUUGGUGGACUUGCCCAGCAGAAGACACUUGAGACGGGCAUGUGGAUGCUGAGUGUGCUUUUCUGCAGCUGUGUCUGCUUUGGGAACAUCGGCCGUCGACUCACCCUCGGGCCAUCGACAACAGCCAAGGGGCGCUGGGCUGGAGUGAGAUGAUGACGAGCGAGAAGCUGAUCUGAUGUGUAAUCAGCUGUAUUGGUCUUUUCACAUUCGGUAGCCUGAUGUGUCUAUGAUAUCCUUUUGGUUUGGGCGACAAUCAUGGGGAGGUAUAUAUAUGGGCGGGUUUAUUGGACAAUGGGAACGGAGGCAUGUGUAUAGUUAUCGAGAUUGGGUAAGGGCAUUUUGCAGAUCAUACAGGACGAUAUGAUGCUUAGUUUACUGAUAUGGUCUGUUUAUGACGACAACUGUUCUGCUCUUCUGUUCUCCUGAGAGGAAGAGCAUGAAUAGGCUAGGCUAGGCUUAAAUGGCUAAGGAAUGAUAAUGCCAUUUCAUUCUACGUUUCAAUUACAAAAAGGGAACUCACGAAUCUGUCACGAUGCGUUGUUUCUUCUCUUUAUCGUUCAGAUGCCUGGGCUGUAGAUCCAAUCUGCUGAACUAGGCAUCUCGUACUAUCGAGUUGAACCUCCAUUGGCCCAGCAAAGAAUGAACCCCGAUUGUAAACUUUUGCUUGUUCUUGUUCUCUCUGGAUUUUCUUUUUCGAAUCAUGAAUUGUUUCCCAAUGUCAAACCAAAAUAUGUUCGCCC
Messenger RNA from Fusarium verticillioides 7600, 2502 nucleotides. RefSeq lists its product as hypothetical. NCBI's taxonomy places the organism in Eukaryota, Fungi, Ascomycota, Sordariomycetes, Hypocreales, Nectriaceae. The transcript has 2 exons. The record is from RefSeq and is a predicted model, not a curated record. Gene Ontology annotation, cellular component: endoplasmic reticulum. Gene Ontology annotation, biological process: sterol biosynthetic process. The coding region runs from base 758 to 1915 and encodes 385 amino acids.